Messenger RNA from Cynara cardunculus var. scolymus (artichoke), 2003 nucleotides. RefSeq names its product splicing factor ESS-2 homolog. Gene Ontology annotation, cellular component: catalytic step 2 spliceosome. NCBI's taxonomy places the organism in Eukaryota, Viridiplantae, Streptophyta, Magnoliopsida, Asterales, Asteraceae. The coding region runs from base 226 to 1773 and encodes 515 amino acids. The record is from RefSeq and is a predicted model, not a curated record. The transcript has a single exon.
CAAGCAUCAAAGGGAUCAGAAGCAAGCAAUCAUUCUUCCCCAAUUUUUGCCAUAUCGCCGCCCUCCACCGCCGUAUACGAAACCGUGUUCUUCUUUUUCCGAUCUUCAGAUUCCAAAGACCUAUCUCUUUCGAUCUCUGAUUGUACAGAUUUCGACAGGAAGAACCCUAACUUUUUACUGAUCGUUUAUUAGCCCUAAUUUCUACAAGUCUCCGAACCCCAAAAUAUGUUGCUAUCACCAGGGCACUCACCCCGCCGGCUCUCUUCUCCGUCACCUUCGGUGUCAGAAACACCGGUUCAUCAAAACCUUGGAUCAUCCAAUUCCUUAGUCACCACAACUCCCAAAAACCCUAGAAAACGUUCUUCUUCUACCGUCCUUGACGAGGACGCGUACGUUGCUGCGAUCGAGAAGAUCAUAGAGCGCGAUUUCUUCCCUGACAUCCCUAAGCUUCGUGACCGACUCGAUUGGCUGGAAGCUACUCGCACCGGUGAUCCUAUGCUAAUACGUGAUGCGCAGUUGAAGAUUAUUGAGAGGCGAUCUGGGAAAGCAUCGGUUACCGAUACGGAAGGUAAAAUUCGGACACCUGGUUCAACUUUUUUUAGAAAUACUACGCCCUUGGAGUUUGAUAAGACUCCUGGUACCGAUAGUUUUGUGAAGGAGGAGGUCUUGAAUGUGGCUAAGGAGUUAAUUAAGGAUGAUGGAUCUGUAGAUGCUGAUUCGUUAACGCUUGAUGAGUUUUUUAGGAAGUAUACCAGUGAAGAUAACGAUAGUUUUUCCAAACUUAUUGAGAAGGUUAAUAAAAAGAAGAGAGAACGGUAUGAGUUCUUACUGGAAGGUGAGAAGCAGGAUAUGGGAUUGAUUGAAGAUGCAAAACCGAGUAGGAUUACGGAUGGUUAUGGGACUUCUGAUCAGCCUUUAGCAACGUUAGAAGGCUGGAAGUAUACUGCAAAGAAUUUGUUGAUGUAUCAUCCAGCUGAUAGGGGCGAAGCACCGCUAACCCAAGAGGAAUUGGCUGAGAGAUUGAAAGGGAUGACAAAGGAAAUUAGCAAGACUAAUACACGCUUCCAUGGGAAAAUGAUGGAUUCUAGGCCUAAAGAGGAUGAUGCCAUAUCGGUUCUCUACAACCCUGUUGCAGGUGGUACCCCAGUUCCAUGGUCGAUGUCAGAUAGGGAUGGAGACAAGUUGAAAAAGUAUGAUUUGGAAGAUUUAAGAAAGACCCCGAAUCCAUUCUAUGUUGAAUCCAAUAAGAAGGUGGAUAACGGGUAUAACUUUGUUAGGACUCCAUCUCCUGCACCGGGUGUGGAUGAAUCCCCAUUCAUUACUUGGGGAGAAAUCGAAGGGACGCCUCUGAGAUUGGAGCCUGAAGAUACACCAAUUGACAUUGGUGGUAGUGGUAAUGGGCCUCAGUUCAAUAUCCCCCUUCCACCUUCAAGAGAUCUCAAGGCUCAUUCUUUAUCAAGGGAGGCUGCUCGGAAACUGAGGGAUAGGUCCAAGAUGUUCCAGAAACCACCACUGCCGGCUACUGCUAGAGGAGGUAGUGCUAGUCCAGGUGCAAGAACCCUUUCUCCUGCUGCACAGAAAUUCGUCAGAAAUGCGAUUGCCAAAUCUUCUCACUCUGUCACUGUUGAUGAAUCACUGCGUGCAAGUUAUCGUGGAUCAAGUCCGGGGAUAGCUACACCAAAAUCUGGAAGGAGUAUGUCAAGGUUAGGAAGAGAUGGUAGCCUGAGUUCGAGAUCUCCAUCUGUAAGGGAGGGCUCUAAUCCUCCUUGGUAAUAACAUGUAUUUAACUUCACUACGGCCAAUGAUUUGAUCUUUUGACAAUGCCUUUGUUGUUGAACUACACAAUUUUUAGUCUCAUAUGGUCCUCUACUUUCGCACAAGUAUGAUAUAUGGUUGUCUAUCAUACUUUCAUCAUAGGCAUCUGUAUUUGAAUCUGCUUUUUUCUAAUAUGUGACUUGUUUAAUUUGUUUCCUUCAGUUUCAUUGCCUUCAUUAUUCUUUUUA